Messenger RNA from Oncorhynchus masou masou (cherry salmon), 1546 nucleotides. RefSeq names its product aprataxin (gene aptx). Gene Ontology annotation, cellular component: nucleus. Gene Ontology annotation, biological process: single strand break repair. The transcript has a single exon. Gene Ontology annotation, molecular function: protein binding; DNA 5'-adenosine monophosphate hydrolase activity; single-strand break-containing DNA binding. Lineage: Eukaryota; Metazoa; Chordata; Actinopteri; Salmoniformes; Salmonidae. The record is from RefSeq and is a predicted model, not a curated record. Bases 224 to 1270 code for a protein of 348 amino acids.
AUUCGACACACUGCUGGAAAAGACAGAUUUUGGGUCGUUAUCUCUCUCACUCGCUUCGCCUCUUCCUCUCCGCUUGUGCUUGCCAGAGAGGAAGUCGUCAUCUUUGUGCGUGCUCGAAACAAAACCAGGCGCAAAACACGAGCGACGCUGACGCACCUUGCAUUGGUUGAAGAAAGGAAAGCAGUUGUACUAAAGACAAUCGUAAUUCGUUAGGAAGAGGAUCAUGUCUAUUUGUUUGCUGAUCAGCAAAAAUGGAAGGCAUAAACCGAUUCAUCUACCUCACCUACAGACAGUUGUCUUGGGUCGGAGUCCAGAAACAACGAUAAAAGACAAAAAAUGUUCCAGGGAGCAAGUUGAGCUCAAGGCUGACUGCAACAAAGGGUAUAUCAGUGUAAAACAACUGGGUGUCAACCCCACUAGUGUGGACUCUGAGGUGGUGGGUAAAGGCAAUCAAGUGGAGAUGAGAUCUGGCCAGCAGCUGCACAUGGUCAAUGAGCUGUACCCUUAUACUGUGUGCUUCAAAGAGGAUCCAUCCAACUCUCAGUCCAGUGUGGGCACCAAGAGGCCCUGUGGGCCUGCCUCAGAGGAGCGGGAGUUUCACAGAGAGCCCCCCGGGCAUAAAGUACCAAGGAAAACAGAGGACUCCACUCAGUGCAAGCAUGGAGGGUCCACCUCCACUAACACACAGUCUGAACCUCAAACAACAGAGAAAACAGAAACUUUAGGAUAUUGGAGCCAAGGAUUGAAAGCCUCAAUGCAAGACCCCAAAAUGCAGGUUUACAAGGAUGACCGAGUAGUUGUUAUCAUGGACAAGUACCCCAAGGCUCACUACCACUGGCUGGUCCUGCCCUGGGAGUCCAUCCCCAGUCUGAAGACACUGCACAGGGGGCACUGUGAUCUGUUGAGGCACAUGAACCAGGUAGCAGACAGGAUUGUACAACAGCAGUGCCCCGAUGCUGGCCUGUUACACUUCCGCCAGGGCUACCACGCCAUCCCCAGUAUGAGCCAUGUCCAUCUACACGUGAUCAGCCAGGACUUUGACUCCCCUUGUUUAAAGAACAAGAAACACUGGAAUUCAUUCACAACCGACUAUUUCAUAGAAUCUCAAGAAGUCAUCCAGAUGCUGGAAAAGGAUGGGAAGGUCACAGUAAAAGAAGGGACAAAUGAGUUGUUGAAACUACCUCUCUGCUGUCACGUGUGUGGCAUGGCACUGUCCACCAUACCACAACUUAAGGAACACCUGAAAUCUCACCCCUAUGGUAGAUUGUGAAACCAUGCAACAAAAAAUAAGUUGGGGGGAUUAUGAUGCUCGUGAGGCAACCACAGUCAAUUUUAUUGCUGCAAAUGCUCAUAAUAGACCAUUCACAACCAAUUGUCAUUUACUUUAAUACAGCUCAAAAACUUGUUUAAAUAGUGUGCAGCAAGUAUGUUUUUUUUGUACAAAUAAGUCUCGAGUGCAUGUCUGAAUAUAAAGCUUGGGGAACAUUUGUUUAUAGUUUUGUUAUAUUUGUGACAAAAAAUAAAAUCUUAACUUGGCCUCAAAGUG